Molecule: messenger RNA, 1022 nt
Organism: Brassica oleracea var. oleracea
Lineage: Eukaryota; Viridiplantae; Streptophyta; Magnoliopsida; Brassicales; Brassicaceae
Product: rac-like GTP-binding protein ARAC7
Exons: 8
Coding region: 236-865 (209 amino acids)
Biological process (GO): regulation of cell shape; small GTPase-mediated signal transduction; regulation of actin cytoskeleton organization
Cellular component (GO): cytoplasmic vesicle; cell projection; plasma membrane
Molecular function (GO): protein kinase binding; GTPase activity; GTP binding
Source: RefSeq, a predicted model, not a curated record
AAUUUAAUGAGAGGGACAAUAAAAGUUUGACCCUUUUUAGAGAGACUAUUGACUUGGACGAGACCUGAGAAUCCGACACAUUUAACUCUCCUCUUCUCUCUCUCUACAAACAUUCAUUUCUCCCUAAUAACAUAUCGAAAUUCACACACUCUUGUAAAGCUUAUCUCCACACUUCUCCAGCACUCUUCUUCUUUAAUUUUCUUCUGGGGUCUUAAUUCUGGUUCUUUGUAAGACAAUGAGUGCUUCAAAGUUCAUUAAAUGUGUAACUGUCGGAGACGGAGCUGUGGGGAAGACAUGUAUGCUUAUCUCUUACACUAGCAACAAGUUUCCCACUGAUUAUAUACCGACUGUGUUCGACAACUUCAGUGCCAAUGUCUCCGUGGAUGGACAGAUCGUGAAUCUGGGGCUAUGGGACACUGCUGGUCAAGAAGAUUACAGUAGGUUGAGGCCGUUGAGUUACAGAGGAGCUGAUAUCUUCGUCUUAGCCUUUUCUCUUAUCAGCAAGGCCAGUUACGAGAAUGUACUUAAGAAGUGGAUGCCUGAACUUCGUAGGUUUGCUCCAAAUGUUCCCAUAGUUCUUGUUGGUACAAAGCUAGAUCUUCGUGAUGAUAAGGGAUACCUCGCUGAUCAUACCAAUGUCAUUACCUCUACUCAGGGAGAGGAAUUGAGGAAGCAAAUCGGUGCAGCUGCUUACAUCGAGUGCAGUUCCAAGACUCAACAGAAUGUGAAAGCAGUGUUUGACACAGCGAUCAAAGUGGUUCUCCAGCCACCAUGGAGGAAAGAGGUAACUGGGAAUAAGAAGAAACACAGAAGAUCCGGUUGCUCCUUUGCGAGCAUUGUCUGUGGAGGCUGCGCCACAGCUUAGGACAUAACACAAGUGAAGUGACAAGUCCCAGCAACAUUGUCUCUCUCUCUCUCUCUCUGGUCGGUUUAUUGGUAUUGUUGUAGGCAGAAGAAUUACAACUAUGGAAGAUAAGGGAACUGUUGGUUCUCUUAAUUUGUAUGUGAAGUUCCUUUCUCUG